Messenger RNA from Cutaneotrichosporon oleaginosum, 1078 nucleotides. RefSeq lists its product as uncharacterized. The record is from RefSeq and is a predicted model, not a curated record. Gene Ontology annotation, molecular function: heat shock protein binding. Lineage: Eukaryota; Fungi; Basidiomycota; Tremellomycetes; Trichosporonales; Trichosporonaceae. Gene Ontology annotation, cellular component: cytoplasm; nucleus.
CAUCGACCAUGGACGCGGACCCGCUGUACACCUUCUUCUCGCCCGCCGAGGCCGACGACCCCGACGUGCUCUACACCACGCUCGGCGUGUCCCGCGCGUCGCCGGCCGCGGAGAUCGCGAAAGCGUACCGCCGCGCAGCGCUGCGCUGCCACCCGGACAAACACGCGUCCGCGCCACAGGCGGCGCGCGACGCGCUCACCGCGCAGUUCCAGCGUGUGGGAUUCGCCUUCGCCGUGCUCUCUGACGCGGCGCGGCGCAAGCGGUACGACGCGACGGGGCGGACGGACGAGGUUGCGUUCGGCGACGGCGACGGGGGGUGGGACGCGUAUUUCGCGGAUUUGUUCGACGGCGUCGACCGCAAAGCCCUCGACGAGGAUAAGCGCGUCUAUCAGGGGAGCGCGGAGGAGAUGGCGGACGUGCGCGAGGCGUACGACGAAACGGGCGGCGACUUGGAGGGGAUUAUGGCGCGCAUUCCCCAUUCCACGCUCGAGGACGAGGCGCGCCUCGUAGACGCUGUCAAAGGGGAGAUUGCGGCGGGACGGCUCAAGCUCACGCGCACAUGGACGCGGACGGCCGGCGACAAGGCCGCCGCGAAGAAACGCAUGCGCGCGGCGCUGGCCGAGGCCGCCGAGGCCGAGGAGGAGGCCAAGCGCCUCGGCGUGUGGGACGAGUUCUACGGCUCGGGCGCCAAGGGCAAGCGUGCGCGUGACGAGGGCGAGGAGGGCGAGGAGGGCGGGAAGGCCAAAGGGAAGGGCAAGCCAAGCAAGGACGGCGAGGACGAGGACGGCGCGCUCGCGGCCCUCAUUCGCGGCCGCCAGAAUUCGCGCGCGGCAAACUUUGCCGCGCUCGAGGCCAAGUAUGCUGCUAAGGCGAAGAAGGGGCGGAAGAAGGCCGAGGAACCACACCCCGACGAGCUGGAUGACGACGCGUUCGCCGCGCUCCAGGCCAAGAUGUUUGCCAACAAGGACAAGGGCAAGAAGCGCAAGACGAAGUAGAAUUCUCAGAUGUGGUGUUGUACAAUAGACGCGCAGUUCAUGUACGCCCGGCCCACGGCAGGGCGUUGUGCUUACACUGGAGA